CGCGAGAAUCUCGCUUAGCGGCCCUUGACAGGCGCGCCUUUCUUCCGGGGGGUUAUGGGAGGGCUUUGGUGUCCGGGAUGGAGGAGGAUCGUGGCUUUUUGUGGCCGGCGCUGGUGCCAGCCUGGGCGGCCGGGCGGGAGUGUGGAGCGUGCAGAGCGGGUUCUCAGGCCCGGGUGGAAUGGACUCGGAGGUGCGGAGCGGGGACUGAGGCGGCUGGGGACGUGGAAGCACCUGUGCGGGACCGGGGGUCCCGCCACGCAGCCGCCCAGGCGGCCGAAGAGCAGCAACCCUUUCCAGCGCGCGCAGGAGGACGAGUGGCGGCGGCGGAACAAGACGGUGCUCACGUACGUGGCCGCGGCCGCCGUGGGCAUGCUGGGGGCCUCCUACGCCGCGGUGCCCCUCUACCGGCUCUACUGCCAGACCACUGGACUUGGAGGAUCAGCAGUGGCCGGGCAUUCAUCAGACCAGAUUGAAAACAUGGUGCCGGUGAAGGAUCGAAUCAUUAAGAUCACCUUCAAUGCCGAUGUGCAUGCCAGUCUGCAGUGGAACUUCAGACCCCAGCAAACAGAGAUAUAUGUGGUACCAGGAGAGACUGCAUUGGCAUUUUAUAAAGCUAAGAACCCUACUGACAAACCAGUAAUUGGAAUUUCUACAUAUAAUGUUGUACCAUUUGAAGCCGGACAGUAUUUCAAUAAAAUACAGUGCUUCUGUUUUGAAGAACAAAGGCUUAAUCCACAAGAAGAAGUAGAUAUGCCAGUGUUUUUCUACAUUGAUCCUGAAUUUGCAGAAGACCCACGAAUGGUGAAUGUUGAUCUCAUCACUCUUUCUUACACUUUUUUUGAGGCAAAGGAAGGGCACACCUUGCCACUUCCAGGCUAUAACUGAAGUAGCUUCCAAGACCUACUUCAGAUUUGUGAUUUUUGGAAAAUCAUGUAUUGUACUUUCUCAGAAGAGAAAUAUUCUACAGUAAUGUAUAUUGAAACGUUAUAUUUUAAAUGAUUUUACCUUCCUUUCGUCCCAACGUGAUUUAUCCCACUUAAGACUGAGAAGACAGGUUCAAAGCUCAGUCUGCAGUGAAAAAAUGCUGCUAUCCUGUGAUGGUGCCUACGAGCAGGAAAUGAACGUUGCUCUGCUUGAAGUAAUAGAGUAUGAAUGUUGUUCACUAAGC
Messenger RNA from Acomys russatus (golden spiny mouse), 1168 nucleotides. RefSeq names its product cytochrome c oxidase assembly protein COX11, mitochondrial. Bases 55 to 885 code for a protein of 276 amino acids. The record is from RefSeq and is a predicted model, not a curated record. Gene Ontology annotation, cellular component: mitochondrial inner membrane. Gene Ontology annotation, molecular function: copper ion binding. The transcript is spliced from 4 exons. NCBI's taxonomy places the organism in Eukaryota, Metazoa, Chordata, Mammalia, Rodentia, Muridae.